Molecule: messenger RNA, 696 nt
Organism: Octodon degus (degu)
Lineage: Eukaryota; Metazoa; Chordata; Mammalia; Rodentia; Octodontidae
Gene: Clns1a
Product: chloride nucleotide-sensitive channel 1A
Exons: 4
Coding region: 1-330 (109 amino acids)
Biological process (GO): mRNA cis splicing, via spliceosome
Cellular component (GO): cytosol; spliceosomal complex
Source: RefSeq, a predicted model, not a curated record
AUGUGUGAGUGCCAGGCCUUGCACCCAGAUCCUGAGGAUGAAGACUCAGAUGAUUAUGAUGGCGAGGAGUAUGAUGUGGAAGCACACGAACAAGGACAGGGGGAUAUCCCCACAUUUUAUACCUAUGAAGAAGGACUAUCCCAUUUAACAGCAGAAGGGCAAGCCACACUAGAGAGAUUGGAAGGCAUGCUCUCCCAGUCUGUGAGCAGCCAGUAUAACAUGGCUGGGGUACGCACAGAAGAUUCCGUGAGAGACUAUGAAGAUGGCAUGGAAGUAGAUACAACACCAACAGUUGCAGGACAGUUUGAGGAUGCAGAUGUUGAUCACUGAAAGUCAUUUAUAUUGCUUUAAGAUUCUGCUCAUUACUGUAGGAGAGAACUUGGUGCCUCUUUCUUCUGAAGACAGGUUGAUGAAUGUCUUUUUUCCUUCUUCAAAACUCACUUAAGCCAGUUCUUCCUCAAGAUAAACUAUACUGAGACAGCAAGUUGUCAUCAGCAGAAGAAACAAUGACCUUUAUUAACAAAGGUGAAUUAGCUUAACCAUGGAGGUAUUUGUAGUUUAUCAUUUACUCUCUAACUUUGUGUCUAGGUACACACUGACUAGGCCUAUAAUUCCUGCCUUUGCUGUAUACAUUGUCCACACACUAGCAGGAACUUUGCAGGAAAAUAGGCUGAAGUUACAGAGAUGUUGUGGGGA